Leptopilina heterotoma is the source of this 1416-nucleotide messenger RNA. RefSeq lists its product as uncharacterized. NCBI's taxonomy places the organism in Eukaryota, Metazoa, Arthropoda, Insecta, Hymenoptera, Figitidae. The record is from RefSeq and is a predicted model, not a curated record. The transcript has 9 exons. The coding region runs from base 278 to 1378 and encodes 366 amino acids.
GCAUGCCGUUUUCUGUAGUAGAAUUGGAAGACGGAGUUGUAUUAGUUCCGACGAAAUGGAUAAUCAGUCUCGAGAAUGACGAACGGAAAUGUUACUACCCGCCUUCUGAAAGAGCUUCCAAAAUAAAUGAGAUGAUAUCAAAAUCAGUUGAGCCAGAAUUAAAUUGGAAACAGUACGAUGUUCUCCAAUAUUUAAAAAGAACUGACACAUACGAAAAAGGCAAAAACCUCAAAUAAUCGAUGAACAAAUUUAAAAGCCUCGUAUUCUACUUCCACCUAUGAAACGAAUUCGAGCUGGGCCAACUGAGACUGAAUUUGCAACACCGAGUUUACCAAAAAAUUCGAAACAAAAAGAUUUUAGUGACACAAGAUCUCCGGGAUCCACAAAUGACCUUCUCCUAAACGAAAUUCGAAUUGCCAAAUCAGCCAUUGAGAAUCCAAUUUCUGAAGAUUCAACACUGAGAUCACCGAAAAACUCAAUACAAAGCGAUUUUAGAAGCAAAACAUUCACAAGCAACCUUCUUCCGAAAAAAAUCCCUACUGAUGCUUCUACCAUUAAAGAUUCAAAUUCUGAUGAAUCAUCAACAGAUACAGACGAAUUCGCAAAACCAGGAUUAUUGGAAAAUUCGAAGCAUAAGGGAUUUAAAACCAAAGAUGUUUUUGCUCCAAGCACAUCAACUGAAAAAAUGCGAAGCUUAAAUAAUUUCAACACAGCAUCGGCUUUACCUGAUAAUGAUAACAAUCCAAAUGCAUCCAAAAGUAAAUUUUCAUCAAACUUAGAGAAUGCUUUGGCCAGUCUUGAAUACCAAGAUUCAAAAACAGGUCUUUCAAGUGACGAAUUAAUAUUAUCAAAAUUGAAUGAAAUAAUCUUACUUCUUAGAAACAUGAAAAUUCAGUCUCAAAGUAGUUGCGGAACUUCAAAUAAUAGAUCUUUCUUUGAUUCCACAAAAUGCCCGAAGUUGCCAAUUAAUUCCAGAAAGGACCUAAUAGCAACAAAUGACAAACUAAAUGAUAAGAAUUUUAAAACUAAAAUGAUAAACGCAUUAGGAUCUAUUGGAGGAAGAGAUGUCAAUAAUGUUGUGGCGAACGUGUGCAGCAAGCUGUUUACAAAUAAACUCGCUCUCCUAUACAGUUGGUCAGGAAGAAAGUCCAAACUGCCGUUGAUUAAUACCAACUUUGCAAAUUUAAUUAUUGAAAGCGUGAAAGUAUCCUGCCCAAAGGAAGAUGAUUAUGCAAUUCAAAUUAUCGUUUCUAAAUGGUUCGCUCAAGCCAAAACAAGAUUGAAGAGAGAGUUAGCAAAAGAAGGAGAUGAAGAAGACGAUAAUGGAGAAGAGGAAGAAUCAUUAAGAGACUCUGAUGCUGACGAUGAAGAAAAUUAAUAAUUGCAAUACUAACACGUUUCUAAUUUUUUUCUAUC